AUGGAAGAUCUAAGAUACAAAGAAUUUCCAAAAAGUAUACAGUUAGAUGGAAGUAAUAUGUCUACAAUAGUACACAAAUCAGCUACAGUAUUUUCUGAUAGCUCUACUAAUUUACUAAAUUGUUCUAAAUGUAAAAACUAUCAACUUCAAGAUUCUUAUUUAUGUGCAUUGUGUGGUAGCAUAGUAUGUAUUAAUUGUAAGUCUUCAGAUAUAAUAGUUCUUGCAAAUAAAGUAAAUGUAUGCCACUAUUGUCUCGAAAAAAUAACCAACGAUAAGAUUAAUAAUAUCCAGGAGGAACUAGAUAUUAAAAAUCAAAUAAAUUUAAAUUUAAAGAAAGGUUUAGAGGAACAAUUACAGAUUAUAGCUAGAUGUAAAUCAUUUAUUACCUCAAUUGAAGGUAGUUUACUACAGCAAGGAUUAUGGAAAAAUCUAUGUGAACUAAGAAAUGAAAUUCCAUUAAGUGAUCUUUUUCAUGAAAGUGAAUCUGGAAUUCAACACUGGGUACAGACAAUAAGAAAAUUGGAAAAAGAAAAUUUAGAGCUUAAGGUACAACUACAAGAUUAUCAGUAUAAUAUAGUUACAUUGGAGGAACAGGUAAAACUAUUAAUGGAUGAUUGCAAAAGUUCACAAGGAUUCAUAGAAUCAUUCAAACAAGUUUCCUUUGAGAGAGAAAAUCUUAAGAAUGUUGCAACUGAAACGGCUAAUUUAGUGGAGAAGUAUAAAAUAGAAAAUGAAAGCCUUAAGAUCCGUUGUUUCAGAUUAGAACAACGUGUAAAGCAACUAACAGAUAAUUAUAGCAAUGAUUUUGAUCAAUUCCCUAUAAUAUCUUUUAAUAGAAGUGCAACAAAUGACUCCCGUAUAAUUACACUAUCAAGUGGAUUACAGCAGAAUCAUGUUGUAUUCGAAAACACCUCAGAUGUAUUCAGAAAUGCUCAACUAGUUCAGUGUUGGGAAAGUUUCAUUGUCUUUAUUAGUAAGAUUUGCUGUUGUUAA
Molecule: messenger RNA, 993 nt
Organism: Cryptosporidium muris RN66
Lineage: Eukaryota; Apicomplexa; Conoidasida; Eucoccidiorida; Cryptosporidiidae
Exons: 4
Coding region: 1-993 (330 amino acids)
Source: RefSeq, a predicted model, not a curated record